Messenger RNA from Arachis duranensis, 2520 nucleotides. RefSeq lists its product as uncharacterized. The transcript is spliced from 3 exons. NCBI's taxonomy places the organism in Eukaryota, Viridiplantae, Streptophyta, Magnoliopsida, Fabales, Fabaceae. The coding region runs from base 1 to 2520 and encodes 839 amino acids. The record is from RefSeq and is a predicted model, not a curated record.
AUGGAUGCUCCGAGGAGAGUUACCAUCAAGGAAGCGGGUGCACCGGAUUAUGUCCUUCAACCCCUUCACGUAACUCACCCCAACUUGAAUGCUAACUUUGAAUUGAAGACCGCUUUGAUCAACCUCCUACCUAUGUUUCAUGGGCUUCCCGCACAAGAUCCUAUUCGACAUCUCAAGGACUUCCAUCGCAUAUGUUCAACUACUAGACGUGAAGGGUCCGAUGAAGUUGCUAUAUGGUUGUUUGCUUUCCCUUUCUCUCUUGAAGACAAGGCUAAAGAAUGGUUCUACACCCUCUCUAGUGAAGUUACCUCCGAUUGGGACUUGCUUAGAAGGGGAUUCUUGGAUAAAUUCCUACCCCCGGAAAAGAUGGAUAGGUUAAGGAAGGAAAUGUCUUGUAUUGUGCAAGGUGAGACGGAACCACUCUAUGAGUAUUGGGAACGGUUUCGCAAACUAAUAGAUGCAUGCCCCAAUCACAUGCUUGACACUCAAGUAUUGCUUGGAUACAUAUGUCAAGGGAUGCGAGAGCAAGAUAGAACCCUCUUGGACACUUCUAGCAAUGGUUCUUUGUCCAAGUAUAAAACUGCGGAGGAGGCAUGGCAACUUAUUAUUGACUUGGCCGAAUCCAAUCAACAUGUGAGGCGAAGAGUCAACCGUCCAAGGACCGUGAAUGAGGUAUCAACUAGUAGUGAAACCACCGCUCUAACUCAAUCCUUGAAUGAGAUGACAUCCAUCUUGAAGCAACUCCAAUUGAACCAACAACAACCACAACCUCAAUCAUACCAACAACACCCUCCACCACCUCAACAACACAACCAACAAUUGGUCCCUCAAAAAGUAUGUGGCAUUUGCUCUUGCUACUCUCACUACACGGAUGAGUGCCCAAGCCUUCAAGAAGACAAUACCUUGGCGGCUACCCACAAUUUCUAUGAUCGCCCCAAUCAAGGAUACUACCAAGGCGGCCAAAAGGAACUGCAAAACACACUUGCUUCCGGUCUCACCGGUCUCACCUCUACACUACAAGCUCUUCUUGCACGCAUGGAUACACCGUCAACGUCCACUCCUCAACCCCCAAUCCAAAGCGUCAUUCCCUCUCAACCUCAACCAAAUCCAAAGGGAGGCAUCAAUGCCAUCACCCUUAGAUCCGGUACGCAACUAAAAGGGAAGGAAGCAAAGGAUUCAAGCCCUAUCACAACCGCUCAAGAAGAGGAGAGAGUAAAUAUAGAAGAAGUAGUGGAAGAAGAGACACCACAAGCCAUAAUUGAGGAUGAGAUCCAACCAACAAGAGAGACAACCAAGGCCAAAAGGACCUUGGAAGAGGAAGUUGCUCAACCACUCCCAUUCCCAACACUUGCAAAGAAAGCUAAAAAGCGCAUAGAAUUUGACCCCAAAAUGGUGGAAGUAUUCAAGAAAGUUGAGGUAACCAUCCCCCUCCUCGAUGCUAUCCAUCAAGUUCCUAGAUAUGCUAAAUUUCUCAAAGACUUAUGCAUACAUAAGGACAGAAUUCUUGAAUUGGAAACCAUUCCAUUGGGGAGUACUAUUUCCGCUUUAAUGGGAACACUACCCAAGAAGUGUGAUGAUCCGGGUCCUUGUAUGGUUACUUGCACAAUCAAUGGAGUUCACUUCAAAGAUUGCAUGUGUGACCUUGGAGCAUGUGUUAGCAUCAUGCCACUAUCCGUCUACCGGUUAUUGAACUUGCCACAACUAAAAAGGUCAACGGCAAGAUUUGUCUUAGCGGACAAGAGCAUAAUAACCGUAGCGGGUGUUGCGGAAGAUGUAUUGGUGAACAUAAAAGGGUUGAUAUUCCCCAUUGACUUCUAUGUCCUUGAAAUGCCAUCAAGCGAAACCGAGAGAGCAUCGUCUAUCUUACUUGGAAGACCAUUCUUGAGAACUUCUAGAUUUAAACUUGAUGCUUACUCGGGGAAUUACUCAUUUGAAAUAGACGGGAGAAUUGUAAGCUUUAGCCUAGAGGAAGCAAUGAGGCAUCCACCGGAGAACCACUCUUUGUUUCAGUGUGACCCAAUCGACAACAUAGUGGACGAAGUGCAUUUAGCAAAGUUAGAUGAGAAGCAUAUGGGUGAAGAAGCAAAUGAAAAGUCAAGCGAACUAAACACCACACAUCAUGCAACUCAUCCGGAAACUCAAACCUCAAAGGAAAAUAAAAAGAUGGAAUUGAAGCCACUACCACCUCAUUUAAGGUACUCAUACCUUGAUGAAGCCCAAGAGCUACCCGUGAUAAUAGCCCAAGAGCUAACUCCUCAACAAGAAGAGAAAUUGCUUAAUGUGUUGAGAAGAAACAAAAAGGCAAUCGGAUGGAGUUUGGCGGAUCUAGUGGGAAUAAGCCCCAAAGUAUGCGAGCACCGCAUAUUCCUUGAAGAAGGAGCAAGACCGGUGCGGAGCGGACCAAAUAGUGCGACGGUGCAUACCCCAAACCGAAUUCCAAGCAAGCUUGGAAUUCGCUUGCCAUUCUUCCGAAGGCGGUGGCCACUACGGCCCCCAAAGAACGGCAAGAAAGGUCCUUGA